AUGAGUACAGACUUCGAUAGAAUCUAUUUGAAUCAGUCCAAAUCAAAUGGCCGGUUUCGUAUUGCGGACUCUGGUCUGGGUUGGAAAGUUUCCAGCAGUGGAGGAUCAUCUGCAAAUCAGCAGAAGGCACCUCUGCUGCUGCCAGUGACUGAACUGGCAUCAGUACAUUGGUCAAGAGGCUGUCGUGGGUAUGAGUUGAAGAUCAAUACGAAAAAUGAAGGCGUUAUUCAAUUGGAUGGAUUUUCGCAAGAAGACUUCAACCUUAUCAAAAACGAUUUCAAAAGAAGGUUUAAUGUUCAAGUUGAGCAGCGCGAUCACUCUAUGCGGGGCUGGAAUUGGGGAAAAGCCGAUAUGGCGAGAAAUGAAAUGGUGUUUGCUUUGAAUGGGAAGCCCACCUUUGAAAUUCCUUAUGCUCAUAUCAAUAAUACGAACUUGACAUCCAAGACCGAGGUUGCGAUCGAAUUUGAUCUUCAAAGAGACGACUACGAACCCGCUGGUGACGAAAUAGUUGAAAUGAGAUUUUAUGUUCCGGGAAUCACUGUUAGUGAUGCUGACGGUGAGGAGGACGAAGAAGAAAGCGCGACCGCUGACGCGAAAGUGAAGGAAGAAGGAGAAGGGGAAGUCGAAAGAGAAGAAGAUGGAGAAAGUCAAGAUGUGGACAUGACCAAAGAGGAGAAAACCAUGGCAGAAGCUUUCUAUGAAGAAUUGAAAGAGAAAGCUGAUAUCGGGGAGGUGUCCGGAGACGCGAUCGUUUCCUUCCAAGAUGUUUUCUUCACCACGCCCAGAGGACGUUACGACAUCGACAUAUACAAAAACUCCAUCCGUUUGCGUGGUAAAACUUACGAGUACAAAUUGCAACACUCCCAAAUACAAAGGAUAUUUUCUUUGCCCAAAGCUGAUGACAUUCAUCAUCUCAUGGUGCUAUCUAUUGACCCUCCCUUACGCCAGGGUCAGACGUCUUACCCAUUUUUGGUUUUGCAAUUUCAGAAAGACGAGGAAACAGAGGUACAGCUGAAUGUGGCAGACGAGGAAUUCGAAACCACUUACAAAGACAGGCUCAUGAAACAGUAUGACGCCAAGACGCACGUUGUUCUGAGUCAUGUAUUAAAGGGCUUAACAAACAAAAGGGUCGUUGUGCCCGGCGAGUACAAGUCCAAAUUUGAUCAAUGUGCCGUUUCAUGUUCUUUUAAGGCGAAUGAGGGCUAUCUCUACCCGUUGGACUCUGCGUUUCUGUUCCUCACGAAACCGACAUUGUACAUGCCUUUCAGCGAUGUAAGCAUCGUGAACAUUUCUAGAGCUGGACAGACAACGACUUCAGCAAGAACAUUCGAUUUAGAAGUCGUACUACGCUCGAACCGCGGCAAAACAACGUUUGCCAACAUUUCCAAAGAGGAACAGCAAAUACUGGAGACAUUUUUGAGAUCCAAGAAUUUAAGGGUCAAGAAUGAGGAGAAAGAGGUACAACAGAGACUCGAAAAUGCACUAGGCUCCGAUAGCGAUGAUGCUGAUAUCAAUAUGGGUUCCGCAGGAGAGGAUGAUGAGUCCGUAGAUGAAGAUUUCCAGGAAAGUUCUGGUGAUGAUGAUGUGGCUGAGGAAUUUGACUCUGACGCGGCUGUCAGUAACAGUGAUGGUGAAGGAGAAGAUGCCGAUAGGCCGGCGAAGAAAACGAAAUUAGAGUGA
Messenger RNA from Lachancea mirantina, 1680 nucleotides. NCBI's taxonomy places the organism in Eukaryota, Fungi, Ascomycota, Saccharomycetes, Saccharomycetales, Saccharomycetaceae. The record is from the annotation of a GenBank genome assembly.